AUGGACGGGCUGAUUCCGUUUCUGUUCCACGCGAUGAAGAAGCACAGCAACAACAACAACAAGCCGCACCACCACCACCACCGCCGCUCCAUGUCUUUCUCCGAGGGCUCCACCAGGAGCUACCACUUGCUCGUCCAACCGGACUCCUUCAGCGGCUCAUCUCAUCAUCGCCGGACAAGGUCGGAGUUUCAGAUGCCGCCUCCGGCCGCCGCUGAUUUCUCCGGCCAGACGUCCGGCCAGCAUGAUCUGCUUCGCUCCAGCAGCCUCAGGAAGCGCCACGCCCCUGUUAGUAUUCCUACUGCUGGUGCUGGUGGUGAAUCCAAGUACGCGGUGGCCGGCAGCAAAGCCGCCGCCGGGAAUGUCAAUGUCAACGACGGUCGUGGGGCGAUGCAUGGCGGCCACUAG
This is a messenger RNA of Linum tenue, 405 nucleotides long. NCBI's taxonomy places the organism in Eukaryota, Viridiplantae, Streptophyta, Magnoliopsida, Malpighiales, Linaceae. The record is from the annotation of a GenBank genome assembly.